Molecule: messenger RNA, 1887 nt
Organism: Striga asiatica
Lineage: Eukaryota; Viridiplantae; Streptophyta; Magnoliopsida; Lamiales; Orobanchaceae
Source: the annotation of a GenBank genome assembly
AUGGCAGCAAAGAAGAAAUGCGGCGGGUUCAGCUUGGAUGGGUUUUCGGGCCCAGCCCAGCCCAACAAAACGACCCCCAAAUCAUUCAGUCUGGGCUUCCAAAGAGGAUCCGAGGGCCUCCUCACAAUCGGACGAUCCCUAAGGUCCGGAGUCACGAGGGCCGUGUUCCCAGAAGAGCUCAUAGUCUCAGAGCGCAAGAUAUUCGACCCUCAAGACAAACAACUUCUAUUGUGGAACAAGUUGCUGCUCUUCUCCUGCAUUGUGGCCGUGUCCGUGGACCCUCUCUUCCUCUACCUUCCCGUUUUCCAGGAAGAGAAAAUGUGCCUCCACAUACACGCCAGCCUGGCGUAUACCACCACCACCCUCAGAACAAUAAUCGACGUGUUUUACGUGGCCAGAAUGGUUUUGCAGUUCCGCACGGCCUUCAUAGCGCCUUCGUCUCGAGUAUUCGGGAGAGGAGAGCUCGUGAUCGACCCUAAGGAGAUUGCACACAGAUAUAUACAUCGCUACUUUUUCGUCGACCUUUUCUCGGUGCUUCCUCUGCCGCAGAUCGUUGGGGCCUUAUGGUACCUACUGGCAAUAGAACGUAAGGACACGUGCUGGGAUAUAGCGUGCCGGGAAGCUCCGGACUGUAACACGAUAAAUCUGUAUUGCGCCCACGAGGUCUCGAACCUUGACAUGUGGAGAAACAUCAGCAGCACUUUUAUUGAGCCAAAAUGUUCGAUAGAUGAUGACGAUAAGUCACAAUUUAAGUAUGGAAUAUAUGCUCAGGCUCUAUCCUCCGGCAUUCUUGACUCCGAGCAUUUCGUGUCAAAGUACUUCUAUUGCCUGUGGUGGGGCCUCCAGAACUUAAGUACACUUGGUCAGGGGCUAAUAACCAGCACAUAUCCUGGAGAGGUUCUAUUUUCUAUAACAGUAGCCAUUUUGGGACUCCUUCUCUUUGCUCUUCUCAUCGGUAAUAUGCAGACGUAUCUUCAGUCUCUGACGGUUCGGUUGGAGGAGAUGAGAGUUAAAAAACGUGACUCCGAGCAAUGGAUGCAUCACAGGGUACUACCGGCAGAGCUCAGGGAAAGAGUAAGGCGUUACGACCAAUACAAAUGGCUGGAGACGAGAGGAGUGGAUGAGGAGAGCUUAGUUCAAAACCUGCCCAAAGACCUUAGAAGAGAUAUCAAGCGUCAUCUGUGUUUAAAUUUGGUCAGAAGGGUGCCACUUUUCGGCAACAUGGACGACAGGCUGCUGGACGCGAUCUGCGAGCGGCUGAAGCCCAGCCUGUACACGGAAAACACAUACAUCCUUCGAGAGGGUGAUCCAGUCGACGAGAUGCAAUUCAUAAUCCGCGGGCGUCUGGAGAGCGUGACCACGGACGGCGGCCGGUCGGGCUUCUUCAACCGCGGGAUUCUCAAGGAAGGGGACUUCUGUGGGGAGGAGCUCCUCACGUGGGCCCUCGACCCCAAGGCCGCCUCCAAUCUCCCUCCCUCCACCCGCACAGUCAAGGCCCUGACAGAGGUGGAGGCCUUUGCUCUGAUAGCGGACGAGCUCAAGUUCAUCACCAGCCAGUUCAGGCGGAUCCACAGCCGCCAGGUGCAGCAGACCUUCCGCUUCUACUCGCAGCAGUGGCGCACGUGGGCGGCCACCUUCAUCCAGGCAGCCUGGCGCCGCUACUCCAGGCGCAAGCUGGCUGAGGAGCUCCACAACGAGGAGAAUAAUAAUAAUACACCUUUCGUGCAUGAAGACGAGCGCGCGGCUUUGAUCCCGUCUUCAUCGAUGGGGGCCACUGUGCUGGCGUCGAGGUUCGCUGCGAACGCGAUGCGUGGGGUCCACAAGUCACGGGAUGAGUCGGGGGGGAUGGUCGUGAUGCAAAAACCGCCCGAGCCCGAUUUUGGCUAG